This is a messenger RNA of Geodia barretti, 800 nucleotides long. Lineage: Eukaryota; Metazoa; Porifera; Demospongiae; Tetractinellida; Geodiidae. The record is from the annotation of a GenBank genome assembly.
CGGCAGAGAACCCGCAACAAGAUGGAGCGAGGCUUGUGUAUAUCGUUGUUACUGCAAGCUAGAAGAAUGCCAGGGCGGGCUGCUAGGCUCCAACCCUUCACGCAAUCUAAACUGCUCACACGCCAUUUCCAAUCUCAGCACGAGCGUGUACCCGCACACGUAAGGACAUGGCCGAGUGCAGCUGGGCCGGGCAGUGAGUUUUGCAGGCCGUCUCCUGGCCUACUUCGCUACCGCCGGGUUGCGCCGACCGGCUACCUAUACUCCACGAAAGCCAUUUUGUAAUUUGGUCUGGCCACCGACCGGGCGGGUGAUUUCCGCCCCUCACUACUAGCGUGUUCCGAGUCGGGAAACGGGGGAGACGGGCGAGCCUGGCGUGCUUGACUUGGGCCCUGGAGGGUAGAAGGACCUCAGGCGGUUGAAGGCCCGGCAAUUGGCGACGGUGGCUCGAGUCGACCGAAGAUUCGGACGUGAGUCGAAGCGGAGGACUAGGCGACUCUCACUCACAUAGAGACAACGGUCCUAUAAACUGCACUAGGUUACUUGCUCCCCCUGCCACCACACAUACAGUGAGGACGAGAGGCAUGGCAGUUGCCACUGGCGGUGGCAACUUACAGACAGCUGCCCUGCCGCUCUACGUCCAGAGAUUGGGGCAACUCCUCAACAUAUCGCCGUUAUUGGACCACAUUGAGAAGGUUUUUGCCGGCUCAGAUGACGAAAACUUCAAGAGUAAACAAGACUACUACCAACUAAUGCUUCAGAGUGGAGCUGUGCCCACCACUGAACACUCACUCACUCACUGA